Colletotrichum lupini is the source of this 273-nucleotide messenger RNA. Its product is annotated as UTP-glucose-1-phosphate uridylyltransferase. The transcript has a single exon. Gene Ontology annotation, molecular function: UTP:glucose-1-phosphate uridylyltransferase activity. Gene Ontology annotation, cellular component: cytoplasm. NCBI's taxonomy places the organism in Eukaryota, Fungi, Ascomycota, Sordariomycetes, Glomerellales, Glomerellaceae. Gene Ontology annotation, biological process: UDP-alpha-D-glucose metabolic process; glycogen metabolic process. The coding region runs from base 1 to 273 and encodes 90 amino acids. The record is from RefSeq and is a predicted model, not a curated record.
AUGAGCUCCAGCCGCUUCGGUGACGCUCCUCUCAUCAAGUUGGGUAGCGACUUCAAGAAGGUCUCUGACUUCCAGAAGCACAUCCCCUCUAUCCCUAAGAUCAUCGAGUUGGACCACCUUACCAUCACUGGUGCCGUCAACCUCGGCCGUGGCGUCACACUCAAGGGUACCGUCAUCAUUGUUGCGACGGAAGGCAGCACUAUUGAUGUGCCUCCUGGAUCCAUCCUCGAGAACGUCGUUGUGCAGGGUAGCUUGCGCCUGCUUGAGCACUAA